Molecule: messenger RNA, 2201 nt
Organism: Lacerta agilis (Sand lizard)
Lineage: Eukaryota; Metazoa; Chordata; Lepidosauria; Squamata; Lacertidae
Gene: HAPLN3
Product: hyaluronan and proteoglycan link protein 3
Exons: 5
Coding region: 170-1243 (357 amino acids)
Biological process (GO): cell adhesion
Molecular function (GO): hyaluronic acid binding
Source: RefSeq, a predicted model, not a curated record
UCGUCCCCCUCCCUCCCUUUUACACAUUUCAUUAAACUUUCAGCUCAACUUCCUCACUCACUCUGCAGUGAGCGAUCCAGCCAGCAGCGCCUGCCUUUCCUCGCCUCUCCCUCGACCAGAAGAUUGGUUUGGCUCUCAUCUGCUCCUGUUCUGGAAUCUCCCGCAAGUGAUGCUCUUCCUGCUGGUUGUGAUGCUGCUGCAGGCGAGCAGCUGUUACUGCGGCCUCCCUUUCUACAAUGGUUUCUACUAUGACCGGGUCAUGAGUGACAAAGGAGAGGCUGACGAAGAAGUUCAGUUCCGUGCUGUAAGGCUGAUGGUCGAGACUUCCCCGGAUGCCGUCUAUGCCUACCGUGGUGCCAACGCCGUGCUGCCCUGCCGCUAUCAUUAUGUGCCCAAGCUGGACGUCCCGCGGAAGAUCCGCGUCAAGUGGUCCAAGCUGCGGGAGGACAACACCAAAGAUCAGGAUGUGCUGGUGGCGUCUGGGUCGAAGCAGCGGAGCUUUGGGGGGUUCCGGGGCCGCACGAGCCUGCAGCAGGCGCCUGAUCAGGAAGCGUCCCUGGUGAUCAAUGACUUGCGCCUGCACGACGCUGGCAAAUACCGCUGUGAGGUCAUCGAUGGCCUGGAAGAUGAGAGCGGGAUUGUGGAGCUAGCGCUCCAAGGAGUGGUGUUCCCUUACCAGCCUCAACGUGGGCGUUACAAGCUCAACUUCCACGAGGCCAAGAAGACCUGCGAGGACCAGGAUGCCAUGAUGGCCUCCUUUGAACAGCUCUUUAAGUCCUGGAUGGAGGGCCUUGACUGGUGCAAUGCAGGCUGGCUGACGGACGGCACAGCCCAGUACCCCAUCACUGUGCCACGGGAGCCCUGUGGAGGGAAGCACAUGGCCCCUGGCCUCCGGAACUACGGAGAGCGCCACAAGAACCUCCAUCAUUUUGACGUCUUCUGUUUCUCUUCUGCUCUGAAAGGAACUGUUUACUAUCUGUCCGGCCGCGAGAAGCUCACCUUGGAGGAAGCCAAGCAAGCAUGCCAGGAUGAUGGGGCUGAGAUUGCCAAGGUGGGCCAACUGUAUUCAGCAUGGAAGCUCUCUAAUUUGGACCGUUGCGACGCUGGCUGGUUGGCUGACGGUAGUGUGCGCUACCCCAUCACUUCGCCCCGGCCCAACUGUGGUCCCCCGGAACCCGGGAUCAGAAGCUUUGGCUUCCCCAAAAUUGGCAAGUUUGGAGUCUACUGUUACAAGAUGAGCUGAAGGAAGGCCAAUGUAUGGACGCUGUGCACCAAUGGACAAUAUCCUUCCGUUGCCCACCUAGAGUUUAUUAUUUAAAGGGCCAGUCUCGGGGGGGGGGCAGUUUUAAUUGUAUGUUUUAUUUUGUGUGUCCCCCUUGGGCUUUGUUUUCUUUUACAUUUUUGUAACAAAAGGGUAAGAAUGCUGCACACCCCCACAGAAUAGCCUUGGAGUAGACUUGGUGCUGAUCCUAAGAUUCUUCCACUUCCAUCGCCCGUCUAAUCCAGUGGUAGAGAAACCCCUCCUGAGAUUUAGUGUUGUUUUUUCUGUCUGGUCAUCUGAUUUCUGGAAUGGACUCAGGCUGAGAUCUAUGGAUGAUAUUGCAAAGCUGUUUCGUGCUCAGCUGGGUCUGUACAGUGGUUACCGCAUCUUGCCAAAGGAUUCCCAGUCCCGAUGGGAGAUUCCCAGUAGUUAUAAGGUCUUAUCACCCCACGAUGGGUUUGCCUCCUAGUAAAUCCAGUGUUUACAGAUUAGGAUGGGGUGGGGAAACUCUCCAGCCUGAGGGCUAUGUUCACUCCUGGGCAACCUCUUGUCAGUGCCGUGAAGGGCCAGAAGGAAAAUAUAGCUUUGUACAGUACACCUGUUUCUACAUAUGCCCCUCUCUGUCUUCGUUCCAGAGAAGUAAGAGACGUCAUCAGAGUUCAGUGACACAUUCCAGCAAGGCAAAAACACUCGAGGGCGUGAAACAAGGCUGGGAAGGGGUGUGGCUUAGAGAGAGGGGGUGUGGCCAUUAAAGGGACUGACUUCUGAGUAAGCAUGCCUGGAAUCAGAUCACCAUCAGGAGGGUCACAGGAGCCUAUCUCUGCAGGUUGGAGAUAAACACACACACACACAGAGCAAGUAGGACCUCUGGCAAGGGGUUCUUCCCCCUGUAGCAAGGUCCUGAUCCUGCUGGUCAUGCUGGUGCCUACUUUUGUUCAAA